Messenger RNA from Diachasmimorpha longicaudata, 1695 nucleotides. RefSeq lists its product as uncharacterized. NCBI's taxonomy places the organism in Eukaryota, Metazoa, Arthropoda, Insecta, Hymenoptera, Braconidae. The transcript is spliced from 3 exons. The record is from RefSeq and is a predicted model, not a curated record. Bases 203 to 571 code for a protein of 122 amino acids.
UAAUUAGGCGUCAUACGUGUGCUGUUGAAUUGUCCAAUGUUGAGAAACUUUUUAACCCCCCAUAAGAGACUCGAGUGGCACUUGUGGGAGUCAUUGGAAUCAUCCCUGCAAGUUCGUUAAACUUGGAUCGGAGCCAAAGCGUCACUGGCAAUACUAGAAACGUAUUUCUAUUCAUCUUUUGGUAUUUUAGGUGAAUACGAGAAUGGCUUUUUCCUGGGUAGAGGGAGGUGGACGACCUGGAGUGAAAGGCCAGGUUAAUCAGUGCAUGACCAGAAGGAUCGAGGGACAUUUUCAAGUCCGAGUGCUCAAAUUCACAGUGACUCUCGAUGGAGAGCAGGCAUUGAGGCAAAUUGAUGCCAGUGGGAUUUCGCCAAUGGCAUGGGAAAUAUUUUCGGAAGAUAUUGUUGGACUGAAUGGGAAGCCUAUUAUUUCCGGACACGCCUGCGUGCGUAAUUCACCGUUUCCUGCACAGAAUGAUGCAAAGCUAAAACCAGAUUUUUUUCUUCCCGAAGUUAAUCAUCGUGACGUUAAUAAAACAGUUGGGAAAUUGAAAAUAAGAGGCUCGUCGUGAUGACGUUAAUAACGCGACCGUUGGAUUUCAGCACAAGGAAAUUACUGACCGAAGAAUAAAGAAGAUCCAUCCGACUUGGAAGAUUUUUCCGGCCGGUCGUCUGCGUGGCUCAUUCCCCCCAUUGACUAUUUAUUCCAAUAACUUAACAAUUCACGUUUCACUGGCAUGCGACGAGUUUAUCUCGAGCCAAUUAAACAUGUCACGUGCUUCCCUCACAAAUAGACAUUUAUGGUCCUACACAGCGGAGAAAAAAAUAUUGCAGAUGCUUGAGUCAAUCGAGCAAUCGUCGUUGAUACGUUUAUUAUGCAGUUUGAAAACAUUGUAGUGUUUCAGGGUCAACCGAUUUCUUAUGAAUUAUUUCGACGAAAGAGAAAUAUGUUGAGAGCAAAAUCGAUAAUUGAAUGUAACGAACGAACCGAGUUUAAUGUUUAUUUUUUUCUUACUCGUAAAAUCAUUUUCACUUCUGAACAUUAACAAUAGCAAUAAUUAUUGUUAAAUGAGAAUUCCGCGUUGAAAAAUACGUGAAAAAAACAAAACCAUUUCAACGAAUAAUUCUCCAUUAAAAUUGAAUAAAGAAUCAUCAUUUUUUCACAAUAUAAAAUAAUUGGGUAAAUUAGGGAACUAAUGAGAUAUAAAUUAAUUGGAUAAAUAAGUUUAUAUCGAAAUUGGGAGCGCCUAUCUUGAAAUGAAUCAUAGUCACUAUUUAUUCGAACACUAAAAAUAGUGUCGUUGAAUAGAAAUUCCGGAUGCAACACUAUUGCUUUCUAAAAAUAGUUAUUCAUUAAAAUCAAAUUAAGAAUGAUUUUUCAUUGAUAAAAUAAAUUGAGGGAAUUCAAAGACUAAUAUAAUUUAACUUGAUUGAAUAACUACAUUUUUAUUCAAACGAUUUAACCAACUAAUUUGCCAUCCAAAUGAGGAAUAUUUACAAAAAAAAAAAUGAAUGAUGCAAUAAAAGAAAACAAAUUGAUGAAAUACCCUAUCCAUGGACUUCCACUCGACAAUCCCCCGAGUUAAUAAAUCAUUGAUAAAAGUAAAAAGAAAAAACAUUCGCUCAAAUAAUUCAACAGAAAAGCGUAACAUCUCUGUUAUGAAUUACGAAUGCUGUGAUAAUGGAAAAUGUGUAC